UUAAGAAAGUGUUUGUUUAUUUGCAGCAGUGCUUUUGCGGUUUUGUUUACCGUUGCUGUUUUUUUUAAAGAUACAGACUCACUCUUUAAACAGCCUUGAAUUCAGAAUAACUGUGGAUUCGUCGCUUUGGUCCAAAAUAUGUGCUUUCAUGCAAAAUGCGGAUAUCAAGAUCUUAAGUACAGCCUACUCAAAGAAAAGUAUGCAAAAAAAAUCAAGGAAUGGCUGUUGAUCCAGUAAUCAUUUUAACGAAUGCUCUUUACGCGCGACUCUGGGCAUGCUGCAGUUUCGAGGAGGAGAGUACAAAUUAAGUUGUGAAAAUGAGUAAUGGACCACAAGAUCGCUGACCCUUUACAUAACCCACGAGUGCAAUAGGAAUUUUACUCUAUAGUCAAGUGCAAUUAUUUUGACAUGGACAAUGGAUAAUAUAAGAAUUGCAGUAAAUGGUGUUUCUUUUAACGAGACAGCCGAGAUCUACAAACCACACGCUGAUCCGUUCACUGGUCCAAUAACACAUCUUGCACCUUGGAAUUUCGCAGUUUUGGCUACGUUGAUGUUUGUUGUAACAUCUCUGUCUCUCUUUGAAAAUUUUACUGUUAUGUUGGCCACUUACAAGUUCAAACAGCUGAGACAGCCCUUAAAUUAUAUCAUUGUUAAUUUAUCUGUCGCUGAUUUCCUCGUGUCACUCACCGGUGGAACAAUAAGUUUUCUAACAAAUGCCAAAGGGUAUUUUUUUCUUGGAAAUUGGGCUUGCAUAUUGGAAGGUUUUGCUGUCACCUAUUUCGGGAUUGUGGCUCUGUGGUCCCUGGCAGUCCUGUCCUUCGAGCGUUUCUUUGUGAUCUGCCGGCCUCUGGGGAAUGUUCGUCUUAGGGGGAAGCAUGCGGCAAUGGGCCUGCUGUUUGUCUGGACCUUCUCCUUCAUCUGGACGAUCCCUCCUGUGUUCGGCUGGUGCAGCUACACCGUCAGCAAGAUCGGCACCACCUGCGAGCCAAACUGGUACUCCAACAACAUUUCAAAUCACGCAUACAUAAUCACCUUCUUUGUGACCUGCUUCAUAAUGCCCCUGGGGGUGAUCAUCUACUGCUAUGGGAAGCUCCUACAGAAGCUGAGGAAGGUGUCCCAUGGCAGGCUGGGUAACGCCAAGAAACCGGAGCGUCAGGUGACACGCAUGGUGGUGGUGAUGAUUGUGGCUUUCAUGGUGGGCUGGACGCCCUACGCAGCCUUCUCCAUCAUUGUCACAGCCUGUCCCACCAUCUACCUGGACCCCAGAAUUGCUGCUGCACCCGCUUUCUUCUCCAAGACGGCCGCAGUCUACAACCCAGUCAUCUACGUCUUCAUGAACAAACAGUUCAGGAAGUGCCUGAUUCAGCUCUUUACCGGCAAGCCUGCACCAGAGAACAUGAAUGCAACGUCGGAGCGACUGGGAAUGACGGGGGAGAGCUGCACUGGGGGCGAGAUGUCAGCCAUAGCAGCACGCAUCCCGGUCUGCGGCAACACCCAGCCUAAGAAUGAGGAGGCAUCCCCCAGCAAGUGCAGCUCCUUCGUCCAGCUGCCAAUCCCAGAGAACAAAGUCUGCCCCAUGUAGACCAACAGAAGACUAUCCCACCCCUGAACUCUCCUCCAUUCUUCACUGCCUUUUCAUCCUCCUCUUCCAUUGCUAUGCAGAUGCAUCUUCUCUUACCCACCAACUUCUUGUGGUAUGUGUUAGUUUAAAGAUGCCAGGUGUAACCACGAGGAUUCCCUGGUUGACUUGUUAUGUAUUAGUAGACAUGGAGGGAAACCGUAGCACAAAAGAGGGACAUCAUGUUUUCAUGUAUGGCAAGCAGCCAGAUCACCCUGACUGCAUCUAUCUGCUGAAAGUCAUCUGAGGCUAAGCAGGGUCAGGCCUGGUUGAUCUCUGGGGUAGGAGACCAGAUGCUGUUGGAAAUUGUGUUAGAGUGCCAGUAGGGGGCAUUCUUCCCUCCUCAAUACCUUAGUCCAUCCUUUCUGUGGACAUUGCUCCACAAAGGAUUCCCUUAUCCCUCAUACCACCAAUAUAUUUCACAGACAUGGAUUACCAACUGGGGUCAUUUUGACCCGAAGAAGAAACAAUUGGAAAAAGCAACAAUCAUAGCAAAAUAUCAAAUAAAUUAUUAUCAAAACAUCAUUAGAUUUAAGUAAAUAAAAUAAAUAAAUAAAAUAAAUACUUAUUUUCACAAAAUUACAUGUAAUUUGCAUAUUAUAGAAAACAAGAAUAUACAUUUCACAAUAAUGUGCAGCUCUUUUCCAAAAUACAAUCCACAAGUACUAUUAAGCCAAUUUACCAUCAUUUGAUUGUGUUAUCAUUUCGUUUUUUUUUAUGUUGAUGUAAAUAUACAUUUAGUCUUAUUUGGUAAAAAUGACUGGCAUUUUAAAGGUGCAGUACACCAACAUUUGAAAUAUACUUAAUUUUAAAAAGUGAUUAAUCCAUUGAACCUGUGAGACAAUGACCAACAAUAUGGCUUCGUUUUCUUUAUUUUCUUACCCCAAAGCCAGCAUGAGCAUCGUUGCUAGUGAAACAAUGGCAGUGGUAGGGCCUAUGGCUGUAGGCUUCAGAAAGCAUGCCCAAGUCUUCAGUCACUUCAAACCAAAUGUUAUAGCAACCCAAAUACCAUAACAAGUUGCACAUCUAGAAUAUUGGAGGAUUUUAUAGGAAUUCAUGUAUUUAUAUAACACUUCCCGUAGAAUUACUAUUUUUCGAAGAAUACACAGCAAUACAACACUAUAUGUACAUUUAGAGGGUAGCUGGUUUCUGUAUUACAGUUCUACCAAGUAUUCAUACUGACAUACUUUUAAUGAGCUGUUUUGACUGCAACUAAGCAUAUACAGUGGGGCAAAAAAGUAUUUAGUCAGCCACCAAUUGUCCAAGUUCUCCCACUUAAAAAUAUGAGAGAGGCCUGUAAUGUUCAUCAUAGGUACACUUCAACUAUGACAGACAAAAUGAGAAGGAAAAAAAUCCCGAAAAUCACAUUGUAGGAUUUUUUAUGAAUUGAUUUGCAAAUUAUUUGGUAUUUGGUCAAUAACAAAAGUUUAUCUCAAUACUUUGUUAUAUACCCUUUGUUGGCAAUGACAGAGGUCAAACGUUUUCUGUAAGUCUUCACAAGGUUUUCACACACUGUUGCUGGUAUUUUGGCCCAUUCCUCCAUGCAGAUCUCCUCUAGAGCAGUGAUGUUUUGGGGCUGUUGCUGGUCAACACAGACUUUCAACUCCCUCCAAAGAUUUUCUAUGGGGAUGAGAUCUGGAGACUGGCUAGGCCACUCCAGGACCUUGAAAUGCUUCUUACGAAGCCACUCCUUCAUUGUCCGUGCACGUCCGUUUGGGAUCAUUGUCAUGCUGAAAGACCCAUCCACGUUUCAUUUUCAAUGCCCUUGCUGAUGGAAGGAGGUUUUCACUCAAAAUCUCACGAUACAUGGCCCCAUUCAUUCUUUCCUUUACACGGAUCAGUCGUACUGGUCCCUUUGCAGAAAAACAGCCCCAAAGCAUGAUGUUUCCACCCCCAUGCUUCACAGUAGGUAUGGUGUUCUUUGGAUGCAACUCAGCAUUCUUUGUCCUCCAAACACGACAAGUUGAGUUUUUACCAAAAAAUUAUAUUUUGGUUUCAUCUGACCAUAUAACAUUCUCCCAAUCUUCUUCUUCAUCAUCCAAAUGCUCUCUAGCAAACUUCAGAUGGGCCUGGACAUGUACUGGCUUAAGCAGGGGGACACGUCUGGCACUGCAGGAUUUGAGUCCCUGGCGGCGUAGUGUGUUACUGAUGGUAGGCUUUGUUACUUUGGUCCCAGCUCUCUGCAGGUCAUUCACUAGGUCCCCCCGUGUGGUUCUGGGAUUUUUGCUCACCGUUCUUGUGAUCAUUUGGACCCCACGGGGUGAGAUCUCGCGUGGAGCCCCAGAUCGAGGGAGAUUAUCAGUGGUCAUGUAUGUCUUCCAUUUCCUAAUAAUUGCUCCCACUUGCUCCCACAGUUGAUUUCUUAUCGACCAAAUACUUAUUUUCCACCAUAAUUUGCAAAUAAAUUCAUUAAAAAUCUGAUGUGAUUUUCUGGAUUUUUUUCUCAUUUUGUCUGUCAUAGUUGAAGUGUACCUAUGAUGAAAAUUACAGGCCUCUCUUAUCUUUUUACAUGGGAGAAUUUGCACAAUGGGUGGCUGAGUAAAUACUUUUUUGCCCCACUGUAUAUAUAUCUAAAGACACUGAAGCAGCAAACUUUGUGGAAAUUAGUAUUUGUGUCAUUCUCUAAACUUUUGGCUACGACUGUAUAGGGGAAUUAUGUGAUUUUGGAUCAUUAGGUGAUUUUGGCUUCAUUCCAUUCCGUUUAUACCUUUCUGUCCUUUCCUCUGUCACGUCCGCAUUGGUGGAUCAUAUUAGGCAUAUUGUGCAAUAAUUGGGGACAUGUAUUUAUAUCAUUAUGGGACUCUGACUAUAUGUACCGGGUUAAACCUGGAGCCUGGUGCACGGUUCACGGCGACUGGACCAUUGUCAUACAGUUCCAUGAUUAGUGAGGAUUAGGGUAGAUUUAUAGGACUAUUGUUCAAACCUCAUUAUACACUUUUUUAUACCUUCCAAUAUUUCAUGGAUUGAACUUUAAUAUGACAACUUGCACAAUGAAUCAAACCCCUCCAUUUUUGAUUUGUCAAUAUAUUAAAGGCUCUCCUAACCAUUUAUUUUUAUUUUUAUGAAUCAUACAUAUUUUCCUAACCCAAAUAUGUGCCAAAAUAAUCUACAAGAUCAGAGUAUUUUUAAAUCUACCAGUUGGUGCUGAAACGGAGACAAAUAUGCAUAUAUGUAGAUGGAUUUUCUUUCAUUGAUAUCUAUAUUCUGAACCAGUUUUCUCUAUGUAUUCUAGUGAGUCUGACGAAAAAAAUUAUAAUUAAAGGUAUGGCUUAAGAUAAAUGUACUGAAACCCUAUUGAAUCAAAACUCCAUAAAUAAAUAUUUUAGCCAGCAAGUGGGACUGUGUUCAGAGGUUGAAUUAAAUGUAUUCAGCAUGCGGACGGGAACCACGCCUGCAAAGUCCAUUGCACACCUGCAUAAGGUAAGUCUGAAAACUAACUCCUGAGAAGUGCGUAGGAAAGGCGUACAUUUGACAAAGUCAUGAAACAUUUGAAAAACUGAAUAAAACACAUUCGGACUAUGAUCAAAAAUAUGCCUCUGGGGUUCAAAAGGACCCCAGUCGGUAGGAUGAGGGUUAAACCAAGGUCCUGAUUCUGUAAUCCCUAGAUUCCAUGGCCUCUCAUACAAUUAUGGCCCCCUAAUCAUCCCUUGUUAGCCCCUUCCCAAUACAAUACAAGAUUAUUUCAGCCCUUCGAAAAGUGCUAUACUUUAAAGGUUCAAUGCAGCAGUUUUGAUCUCAAUAUCAAAUCAUUUCUGAAGAAAAAAAAACAAAUAACUUCUUUGCAAAUAGCAAUUUCUGAAGCAAUAAUCUUUCUAGGACUGUUUGGGAGUGGUCUGAGUGGGGAUUGGAAAACUAAAAAAUACCUAUAUUAUAUUGGAAUCCCUCUUUCUUAUUGGUCUAUCGACUAAUUUACCGCCUGGAGAUGUCACCAGGCAGGCCAAAACUCCAUCGCACCAUAACAGGCUGAAAUUUCAGGCUAUCUUUUCAAACCGCUCUAGUACGAAAAGUAAAUGAUCAUAAUGUUCUACAUUUCACAGUAUUAAUCCAACCUUAGUGUGGAAAUAAGUAUUAAACACAGAAAAAUCACACUUUUGACUCCCCCGGGGCUUUAAACCCCCUCCAUCAUUACUUAUCAUUAUGACAAGGACAUUAAAUGUUUGUUGACAGUGAUUAAAUAGGAGCAAUUCAAUAAGCUAGAAAUUACGGUUGUAAAUAGACCAUUUUACUUGUCUGAUUCCAUCCCCCUUUACUUGAGUUGUAAGUUGUUUGCGUUAUGGUAGGCCUAUUGUCAUUAACUACCUAACUGUUUUAACUACCUAACAGUCCCAUAUACACUCAGCUUGUACAACUGAUGUACUCUCGGUUGUGCCAAAAGCAUUGUACAUCAGUUGUACAACUUGAGUGUGUACUGGGCCUGUGACUCCACCACCUGCAUCAUCAAGGUUGUCGGAGGGGGCGGGGCGUCUGUUGAAUCUCGCUCUAAUCCAGACGAGCCAGACUCAUCUUUAGCUCUUUUCCCCUUUGAAGCCCCUGCGAUGGCAACUGCUGAGAGAUUAUUGUUUUUCUAUGCUGUUUCACUACCUUUUUUUUUUGUUCUCUUAUUGAGCAGAUUCGAUGGGAAAGCUUUCAUUCCAAACAAAGACCGUCAAUGAGACUUGGUACAGUCGACCCCAUGCUGGCUCUGCUGGAAAAUAGAGGGUCUU
Messenger RNA from Oncorhynchus keta (chum salmon), 6321 nucleotides. RefSeq names its product vertebrate ancient opsin-like. Gene Ontology annotation, cellular component: membrane; photoreceptor outer segment. Gene Ontology annotation, molecular function: G protein-coupled receptor activity. Bases 416 to 1582 code for a protein of 388 amino acids. The transcript has 5 exons. The record is from RefSeq and is a predicted model, not a curated record. Gene Ontology annotation, biological process: G protein-coupled receptor signaling pathway. NCBI's taxonomy places the organism in Eukaryota, Metazoa, Chordata, Actinopteri, Salmoniformes, Salmonidae.